This is a messenger RNA of Penicillium subrubescens, 1491 nucleotides long. Its product is annotated as SWIB/MDM2 domain-containing protein. NCBI's taxonomy places the organism in Eukaryota, Fungi, Ascomycota, Eurotiomycetes, Eurotiales, Aspergillaceae. Gene Ontology annotation, biological process: regulation of transcription by RNA polymerase II. The coding region runs from base 1 to 1491 and encodes 496 amino acids. Gene Ontology annotation, cellular component: SWI/SNF complex; nucleus. The record is from RefSeq and is a predicted model, not a curated record. The transcript is spliced from 3 exons.
AUGAACGCUCAAAUGCAGGCCAAUUAUGCCCGGGGCUAUCCCCCGACCGCCCAGCGGUCACCAGCCACCGCCCGUCGGCCUCAAGGGCCAGCUGGAGCGAUGCCCGUUCCUAUGCCCCAGCAUGCGGUCAACCCUCAGUACAUGGCCGCACAGCGCGCGAUGCCUCACCCUAAUGACGCAGUCCUGCGCCGCAGCCGCAAGCCGACCGAUAAGAACAUUCCCGAAGGCAUCGAAGACGUGAUCAUCGGCGAGGGCGUAGAACAAUACAAGAACCUUCGCGAUCUGGAGAAGCGACUCGACGCCGCCAUUGUGCGCAAGCGCUUGGACAUUCAAGAUUCUAUCAGCAAGACAGUGAAGAAGUACCGUACCCUCCGUAUCUGGAUUACCAACACCGUCGAGAAUCAGCCCUGGCAAGGAGUCGGCAGCAACCCUGGUUCUGGUCGGUAUAAGGUGCGCAUUGAGGGCCGUUUGCUGGACGACGACAAUGACCCCACCGUUCCUGAGGACGAGGAUGAGGGUGAAAAUGGCGAUGCGAUGGAGCAGGAUAAGGAUGCUGCAGAGGGUUCCAAGAAGACAGGGUCAAAGAAGCCUUCCCAGAGGUUCUCGCAUUUCUUCAAGACCAUCACUGUCGACUUUGAUAAGCCAGCCAGCAACGCCACCGAUGAAGUCAAGCCUGUUACCUGGACCAAACCCCAGGUGCCCGCGAAUGCGACGUCGGCACCAGCGAAUGCCGAGUUCGAUAGCAUACAGUUCGCUCGCAGCUCGCAAGAAAACGUGAACGUUACCAUUAGCUUGGUGCGCGACGAGACGCCCGAACGAUACAAGUUGAGCAAGGAGCUUGCUGAAGUGUUGGACGUUGAGGAAGAGACUCGGAGCGGAAUUGUGCUUGGAAUUUGGGACUACAUUCGCGCCAUGGAGCUGCAAGAAGACGAGGAGAAGCGACAAGUACGCUGUGACCAUCGCCUACGCUCGAUCUUCGGCCGUGACCAAAUGUUCUUCCCCCAGAUUCCCGACAGCAUCGGGCCCCACACCAGCCCUAUGGAUCCGAUCAAGCUUCCUUACACCAUUCGCGUCGAUGAGGAAUUCCACAAGGACGCUACUCCCACCAUCUACGAUAUUCAGGUUGCUGUUGAAGACCCUCUGCGCCAAAAGAUGAUGGCUCUCACACAGAACCCCCAAUACACAGCCGGCUUACGCCAGAUUGCCGCUCUUGACGACCAGGUCGCGCUUAUCGUCCAGGCUCUCACCCACUCCCGAGCACGGCACUCCUUCUACACAGCCCUGAGCAAGGACCCCGCUACCUUUCUGCGCCGCUGGGUCAACUCCCAGCGCCGGGAUCUCGAGACUAUUCUCGGUGAUGCGAAUGGCGUGGGCGAUGGCAGUGGACCUGAGUUCCGCCGCGGAGGUCCCGAGAGUGCUUGGGAGACUCCCGUUGCAAAGGAGGCAGUACGCUACAUGCUGGCAAAGCCUGAGGCUGCUGCACCUCGGUGA